UCGGAGUCAUUCGCCGCCUUGAAGAUCCAGGAUAACACUGAAACGCAAAGACAGCUCCCCUUUUCCUGGAGCCCUUUCCACGCCAAUUGGGAACACGUUGCUCCCGAUGUGCCUGCGUUUCUGUUCCGAGUUUGCUAUCCUGGUUCUUCUGGCAUGUUAUCUGGGAACUGGAUACUCUCACAGGAUGCCGCUCAACUCGACACGAAGCUCGGCAGUCAAAUAAGCAUGAAAUCUCGGACAGCUGCAGAAGUGGCCGAUGCUCUCAACCGACAUCUCUGGUGGCUGCCGAAGAGCCUUGGGCACUCAAACUUCGUCUCAUGGACAAGCUCAUUUUUAUUCGCGCUGAAGCUCAUCCAUAUCGUCAUUCUAAGUAUAACCCGAUUUCCUGAGUUGGUAUUCGUCCGGGACGCCUACCUCAUUGAUAGGUAUACCAAAUCGCUCAAAGAGGAUGCCAUAUCGUACAAGGACGGCUACCAGCAGAGCCUCGAAACUCUGUGGGACAUGCGUCAAACAGGUUACUACUUUGGCGAGUUCCUUUCGCAGGGGGCGCUUUGCAUUGAAGGCAAAUCCUCAAUUAACUGGCGCGGCGGUAUUUUUGAACUAUAUCCGGAAUUUUUAGAUGAUUCUAGUGAAUGGGCAAAUUGGAUUAAGAGGAGGCGUCAGCAGUGGAACGGGGAGUACGCCAAGCUUGACUCGCCACAAGCCACACAACUGUCGGAGCUUCUCGGCCUGUUCAACAGAGAUUUCCAGCUUCCUAUGGCUGCUAGCCUCCUUUGCCUACGAGCCAGGGACCCCGCAGACCUUGAGCUCCUCAUCUUCCUUGCCCAAUUCACGGAACAUAUCGACUUGACCACGUUAAAGCAUAACGGUGAUCUCAUCUGGAAGCGUUGGCGGUUCUUUAGCGACGAAUCUCCAUACGACUCCUUGGACCAAACUAUGCCCGAGCCACAACAAUACCUCACCUUGGUCAGAAACGUGGUUUAUUUGUUUCACGCAAAGAAAAUUUCUAGUUGUUCUCGUCUCCCGUCUCGAAAAGAUUGUCAAGGACAAUAA
This is a messenger RNA of Pyricularia pennisetigena, 1053 nucleotides long. RefSeq lists its product as uncharacterized. NCBI's taxonomy places the organism in Eukaryota, Fungi, Ascomycota, Sordariomycetes, Magnaporthales, Pyriculariaceae. The annotation marks the transcript as partial. The transcript is spliced from 3 exons. The record is from RefSeq and is a predicted model, not a curated record.